AUGGCCGGUAGCACUAGCAUGGGCUUGCGGACUUUGACCGCCCAAGUCCUCACUGCUCCCACGACAUUUCCCACCGCUGGUUAUGGAGGCUCCUAUUACAGAAAAGUCAAAUUUCAGGUCCCAACCUAUACCACCACUGCCAAAAAUCACAUCUCUUGGGGUCUGAUUGACGACUACAUUCGAAUCGUUAUUAGCAAUUUUUCCGCAAUGGGCAUUGCCACCGGCCUGGCCUGGGGCACCCUCAUCUACGUCCUCGCUCUGACCCCGAACCGAAAGAGAACCAUCCCUUUUCAUACCUUUCUCCUCCUCGGUCUUGUCUUUCUGCUUAUUCACCUCAUGAUCGACCUCAUCACGGCUUGCAUUCCUAGCCUAAGCAAAUAUCCGGCAUAUGAUGUUCUCACCAGGGAUCAAGAGUCUAGCAUCUAUACUCAGGAGUAUAGGACAAUCCACAUGACAAGCUACGUCUCAAAUAUAUCCUCAUAUACCUGUGCAAGCAUCUGUCUCUGGCUCCAAGCUCGAGGUCUGCUCACUGGUGUACGUGUCAAAGCCAAAAAAUGGUACAUGUGUAUCCUGGCCAUUCUGAUUCUCUUCUCCAUCUCGGCCUUUUCAGCUCAGGUUGCAUAUUUGGUCGCUCUCGCGCAACAGCUUGGGGAACGAUCCACCUUGAAGGCCUUGCAAAGCUAUGGGAGAUAUGAAACAGCUUAUGUAUUGACAUAUGCUGCUAGUAUUGGAAGCCACUCCCUCGUGGCAAUGUGCUCUAUCAUCAGCAUCAUCUGGAGACGCCCUGCAUCCGUCGUCAAGGGAGCCAAUGCAUAUGCCUCAGCUUUGAACUUGGUGGGACUAUUGUGCGCUCAGUCGUUCGCGGUACCAUUCGUCUUCUGCAUUUUGACCCUCAUCAGGGCUGACCAAGUUCUUAUUGAACCCAUGGUCAUCUUACUGCCUACCGUCUUCUUGAUUCUGCCUUUGGGCACUCUGUUCAUGACCAUUAGUCACAAUGAUGCCGAAGCUCACCGCGACGGAUUGCCUCAAUCGCCUGGGGCUAGCCCUCUUCGGCAAAAGUUCCUGGAGCAGCAAAACAGAUCGACGACCUUGACCAGCGGAACCGAUCAGACCGCAGUCCUCGGAUCUUCUGCAGUAUCACCUAGUCCUCAUCGGCGUGUUUGGGCGCAGCCUCGCAGCCCCGUUGAUCGUGAACUCGACUUUAUCGAUUCCAUGGACCAUUCUUUCCACGAAAGUGAAAGCACAAAAUUAGGAUCGGUCACAUUCGACCAAGAGGCCAGGGUUUCGUUCAGAGAUGUCGCGGAAAAGGAAUAG
Exophiala mesophila is the source of this 1314-nucleotide messenger RNA. RefSeq lists its product as uncharacterized. Gene Ontology annotation, molecular function: mating-type factor pheromone receptor activity; pheromone binding. Gene Ontology annotation, biological process: G protein-coupled receptor signaling pathway. The record is from RefSeq and is a predicted model, not a curated record. The transcript has 2 exons. Lineage: Eukaryota; Fungi; Ascomycota; Eurotiomycetes; Chaetothyriales; Herpotrichiellaceae. Gene Ontology annotation, cellular component: G protein-coupled receptor homodimeric complex; membrane. The coding region runs from base 1 to 1314 and encodes 437 amino acids.